AUGAAGAUGGUAUGGUCGAUGUUGUUGCUUGUUAUGGCCGCAGCAGUUAUCAACAUAGCCGAAUGUUGGGAAGAAAUUCCCACGAAUGGUGCUGGUGGAGUCAUUCGUGUUGGUGGAAAAGUACUUUGCCAAGAUUGUACCGAAGGAUGGAACGAAUGGGUAAAUAGUCAUAAACCUAUCGAAGGUUGUGUGGUUUCGGUGACAUGCAUGGACGACAGAAAGAGGAUUAUAUACUAUGGAAGUGAUAAAACUGACAAAGCUGGUGAGUUUGAGGUCACCAUAAACAAAUACAUAUAUGGAAAGAAGAUAAAGCCCGAAGCUUGUUUCACAAGGCUCGUUUCGUCACCUGAUCCUAUUUGUAACAUCCCCACCAAUUUCGCUGGAGGCAAGACCGGGGUGAAGCUUGGUCGCCCGACCCUAGUGUACCGAGAUAUGAUCAAACAUGUCCUUGGUCCAUUCUAUUACACAACACCUAUGUGUGAUGAACCCGAUACUAAUGAUAGCGAUAAUGACAAUGAUGAUAAUUCAUAUGGAAAACAAAAUAACUACUGAUACUCUAAUGUCUAUUUUGCUGCU
Messenger RNA from Erigeron canadensis, 576 nucleotides. RefSeq names its product pistil-specific extensin-like protein. The transcript has 2 exons. The coding region runs from base 1 to 552 and encodes 183 amino acids. The record is from RefSeq and is a predicted model, not a curated record. Lineage: Eukaryota; Viridiplantae; Streptophyta; Magnoliopsida; Asterales; Asteraceae.